GCGCCAUUAUUUUAGCGCACAGCCGUCGCGCAGACCAGCGGCUGUGCUCAUCACAAUAUUAUGUACGCUUAGUUAGUUACCCAUAGUGUUAAGUGUAUACAGUGAAAUGUGCGACUUAUGACGAAGGCUCAACCACCAUGGAUCACUUUAGGCGACGACCCCGCUACAAGCUCCGAAGGGGCUCAGCAGAUUCGAACUAUUCGCAACCAUCGUCGGAGCUGUCGCUUGACGAAGACAAGGAGGCGCUGCGCCGCGAGAAGGAAGCGCAGGCUAUCAAACAGCUGGACAAGGCACGGGAGAAGCCAGUGGCGUUCGCGGUGCGCACCAAUGUGUCAUACGAUGGCACCGUGGACGACGACUCGCCGGUGCACGGCAGCGCCAUCUCCUUCGAGGUGCGCGAUUUUCUCCACAUCAAGGAGAAGUACGACAACAACUGGUGGAUCGGGCGGCUCGUGAAGGAGGGCAGCGACGUGGGCUUCAUCCCGUCGCCCGUGAAGCUGGAGGCGGUGCGGGGGCUGGGCGCGCGGCGCUACCCGCGGCCCGCGUCCGCCGCGCCGCCGCCGCACGCGCCGCCCCUCUCCCGAGGCGAGGAGUCGGACGGGCGGGCCGCGGGCGAGCGCGGGCGGCAAGGAGAAGCGCAAGCCGUUCUUCAAGAAGGCGGAGGCGAGCACGCCGUACGACGUGGUGCCGUCCAUGCGGCCCGUCGUCAUCGUGGGGCCCAGCCUCAAGGGUACGAGGUCACCGACAUGAUGCAGAAGGCUUUGUUUGAUUUCAAAAGACGCUUUGAAGGCAGGAUAAUAAUAACGCGCGUGAUGGCCGACAUAUCUCUCGCGAAGCGCUCUCUGCUCAACAACCCGUCGAAACGAGCCAUCAUGGAGCGUUCCAACUCGCGGUCCACUUGCCUCGCUGAAGUGCAGGCUGAAAUCGAGAGGAUAUUCGAGCUGGCUCGGACCCUUCAACUCGUGGUGCUGGACUGUGACACCAUCAACCAUCCCUCACAGCUCGCCAAGACUUCACUGGCUCCCACCAUCGUGUACCUGAAAAUCUCCAGUCCCAAGGUGCUACAGCGGCUGAUCAAGUCGCGAGGGAAGGGGCAGACCAAGAACCUGUCGGUGCAGAUGGUGGCUGCAGAGAAGUUGGCGCAGUGCCCGCCUGACAUGUUCGACGUGAUCCUCGAUGAGAACCAGCUCGAGGACGCUUGCGAACAUAUUGCUGAAUAUUUAGAGGCGUACUGGCGCGCGACACCCGCCGGUGCCGGAGGAGGCGGCGCCUGCACGCGCUCACAUGCGCGCACAACGCACGCCAUGCCUGGUGAGCGGGAUACGGGGACACAGACACAUACAGAUACAGCUCGUCUCAACUGCGGUGAUGCACCCCAUACCGCGGCAGGUCCCAGCGGCGCGGCCGGAGCGCCUGAGGAGGAGUACUACCCGCGCGGCGAGCGCUGCGAGCGGUACGAGCGCGGCUACCCGCGCGACUACCACGACUACGGGCCCGAGUACCCGCGCGAGCGAGCCCACACCGCGCAUGCGCCGGCGCCGCACGACGCGUACGGACACGACUACACGCGCGACGCGUACGCGCGCGACGAGUACGGACGCGAGUACGCGCGCGACGAGCGCGAGCGGCGCCGCGACCGCGACCCGCCCGACGACUACGGGCCUCGCGCCGCGCGCUCAACGCUGUAG
This is a messenger RNA of Helicoverpa armigera (cotton bollworm), 1688 nucleotides long. RefSeq names its product voltage-dependent L-type calcium channel subunit beta-3-like. Gene Ontology annotation, cellular component: voltage-gated calcium channel complex. The record is from RefSeq and is a predicted model, not a curated record. Lineage: Eukaryota; Metazoa; Arthropoda; Insecta; Lepidoptera; Noctuidae. Gene Ontology annotation, molecular function: protein binding; voltage-gated calcium channel activity. Gene Ontology annotation, biological process: calcium ion transmembrane transport.